Molecule: messenger RNA, 795 nt
Organism: Ambispora leptoticha
Lineage: Eukaryota; Fungi; Glomeromycota; Glomeromycetes; Archaeosporales; Ambisporaceae
Source: the annotation of a GenBank genome assembly
AUGACUUUAACUUCGAUUUUGAAUGUUGCUCUGAUCGAUCAUGAUUCAAACUUGUUACAGAACUUAAAUUCAAACAAAGGACAUACUCAAGCUUUGCUUGAAGAAUCUAUUAAACAGAAUGAGUAUAUUAUUUCUCCAUAUCAGAUAAAUCGCAUUAAUUUCAGAAGAUAUUUAAAUGAAAGUAUUGCGGAAACUGCAAAGAAUAUUUUUGGUAUUCCUCAGACUGAAUAUGAUCGUGAUUAUGCCAUCGAAACAAACUUUCAAACGUCAAAUUAUCCAAUAACGGAUCCGACGAUUCUAGAGAAUGCUCUGACAACAAAUCCAGAGUUAUUAUUUUAUGCAUCUUUGAGUUUCGCACUAACAACUCACCAAGAACCGAAAAUAGGACAAAAAAAAAACAUUGAUUUAUUAGGCAUUCUUAGUGCUCUUGGUGGCACUAUGAGCAGUUUGGCCGGUGUUGGUAUCUUUCUUUUUGGAAUUGAUCGAGUAAAACCAUGGGGAUUCUGCCAAAGAAUCUUUAUAGUCAGAGAUCCAAUUCAAAAAAAACUAUAUAAAACACUUGGCGGCCCAAAACUACCGCUUGUCGGUGUCAGUGACGAAAAAACAAAAGAGCUUCAAAACAGUGACGAAAACAGUGACGAAAAAGCAAGUUUGAAAGAUCUUCAAAAGCAGCUAAAUAAUUUAGAAUUAUUAUUGUGUGAAUACAUUAUUGAUCAUUCGUAUCUUGACGAAACUCAAAAAAACGUAGAUAAAAAAAUUAAAGCUAAACCUUUGUAUCUAGAAAGUAAUGUUUGA